AUGCGUCUUUCAGGCGUUGCUAGUGGACGGAACACUGCAACAUCAACGAGAGAGGGACCAGACUCUCACUCUGACAGCGGGAAGAGUCCUUCAGGGGAACCAGACCCAGAGACGCCCAAACCAGCAAGACAACACCACUGCUCCCAGUGUGGAAAGAGUUUUAAGGGGUUAAGGAACCUGAAUGUACAUGAGAGAACACAUACAGGAGAAAACCCUUAUGAUUGCUCCCACUGUAGAAAGAAAGAGAUGGUCUGCUGGACAGAGAAAGAAGCUCAGGGGCUGAACAUUGUUGUGAAAGAGGAGAAGGAAGAGGAGGAUGUUACUGUAAAACAAGAAGUAGAGGAACACCUCAAGAAACACCUGCAGAGAUCAACAGAGAAGAUAUCUCACUGCUGCUCUGACUGUGGGAAGAGAUUCACCUCCUCAGCAAGCAUUAAAAUUCAUCAGAGAAUCCACACAGGAGAGAAAUCUUAUAGCUGUGGGAGGAGUUUUACUCAGCUAAUCAUCCUGAUAUCACACCAGAGAACACACACAGGAGAGAAGCCUUAUAGCUGUGGUCAAUGUGGGAAACGUUUUGUUCAAUCUGGCCAUCUGACCGUACACCAGAGAACACACACUGGAGAGAAAUCCUAUAGCUGUGACCAGAGAAUCUGA
Messenger RNA from Oncorhynchus masou masou (cherry salmon), 654 nucleotides. Its product is annotated as zinc finger protein 180-like. The transcript has 4 exons. Lineage: Eukaryota; Metazoa; Chordata; Actinopteri; Salmoniformes; Salmonidae. The record is from RefSeq and is a predicted model, not a curated record. Gene Ontology annotation, molecular function: DNA-binding transcription factor activity, RNA polymerase II-specific; RNA polymerase II cis-regulatory region sequence-specific DNA binding. Gene Ontology annotation, biological process: regulation of DNA-templated transcription. Bases 1 to 654 code for a protein of 217 amino acids.